CCUUUUAUAGGCGGUUGUGUUCAUCGAGUCAGAAAAAAAGAUGUGAGAGGCAAAUUCGCCUUUUCUAUCUCAGGUAAGCCAUAAGGAAAGCUAUUUUUAUACAGCACUGAUCUGCUUUUUUUUUAACAAUACCUGUUGAUGAGAAAAUAUUUUCACAUAAUGGCCGCCUUCAGAAAUGUUUCAAUAUUUUUCUCCGACGACCCGGAGGUGGCAGAUUUGACCCGGUUGGCCAUCACCAAUGAAGCCAUUUCUGCCUCAGAGAAUGCAGUUUGCCCCGGUUCUCCUCAGCUCUUAUCCCAGAAACUCACAAUGCAGGCGGGCGUCAAUGUAAGUGGCGACGCGGUCCCGGUGGACGUGAAGAAGCCCACCAGCUACGAGUUGCUUAUUCUCGCCCACGAGAGAACCUCGAGAACCCCGAGUCCACUUUUGGGGGGCAACGGCGACGACGACUCCGAGGCGGAGUCCUUCAAGGGCGGCAGGACCGUGGAGGUGGACCGGGAAACGAAGGAAAGGGCGUUCGCGUGGUGCCGAGAUUUCCUGUCCGGUGCGUGGAAGACCAUCCAAAUAAUGGACUUUCAAAUCAGCAUCGUCAGUGGUGGCUUGAGUAAUCUGCUAUACCUGUGCAGCCUGCCUGACCACUUGGCAAGUGUGGGGGAGGAGCCUCGUCAGGUGCUUCUCAGAAUCUACGGUGCCAUCCUGCAGGGCGUAGACUCGCUAGUGUUGGAGAGCGUUAUGUUUGCCAUCUUGGCCGAACGGACUUUGGGACCCAAACUGUACGGCAUCUUCCCAGAAGGGCGCUUGGAACAGUAUUUUCCGAACACCCGCAUGCGCACAGAUCAGCUGUCAGACUCCGACAUCUCCGCCGAGAUCGCCACCAAGUUGGCGCGUUUUCACAAAAUGGUUAUGCCCUUUAACAAAGAGCCCACCUGGCUGUUUGCGACCAUUAACAAAUACAUGGAUCAAGUGUUGACGCUGACUUUUACACGUGACACUCAUGUGAAGAAGUACCAGAAACUAAUGAAGCACAACUUGUCAACGGAGCUCAAAAACCUCCGUGAGUUGCUAGCAGCAACGCCAUCGCCUGUGGUCUUCUGCCACAAUGAUGUCCAAGAAGGUAAUGUUCUGCUGCUGCACAGAGGUGACCAAAGCGCAACAGACCGACUGAUGCUCAUAGACUUUGAGUACAGCAGCUACAACUACAGGGGUUUCGAUUUCGGGAACCAUUUCUGCGAGUGGAUGUAUGACUACACUUACAACCAGUGGCCCUUCUACAAAGCCACGCCAGAGGAUUAUCCAAGCAGAGAGCAACAGCUUCAUUUCAUCCGAAGUUAUCUAAAGGAGUACGCAGGAUGCGGUGAUAAAAGUGUGGACCAGAGGCAGAUGGAAGAAGAUAUCAUCUUUGAAGCCAACCGGUAUGCGUUAGCAUCACACUUCCUGUGGGGCUUGUGGUCCAUCAUCCAAGCCAAGCUCUCCAAGAUUGAGUUUGGCUACAUGGAUUACGCCCAGGUUCGAUUUGAUGCUUACUUCAAGCAAAAGAAGCUCUUCUCCUGAAACCCUCCUUGUACUCAUUUAAAAUCCAAUCUUUUUUUUUUUCAUUACUGUAAGUAUCGGUUUAUUUAAAAAGCUUGCUUGGAUGUCUUGCUUGUAAUGCAAACAGUCUUGGCAUGCAUCUCUUAUCUGUGUGAGCUGUAGUCCAAGCAAGUUCUAUAAAUCUAGUUGGAUUUUGAGGUCUCGCCCGGCACCCUCCACCAUUUAAAACUAUUGUGGACCACGUUUUGACAUGAGCAUUUGUCUUGUCCUUUCAUUGCGGAAGGCGCUUGUGCCUUUAUUUUUGACUACCUCACUUUUCCCUGAUGGCUGAUGUUCCAUCCACAUUCAUAUGAAGAAGCACAUGUGAACCGGGGCUCUAAACAGUACACUGAAAUUCAUUGUGUUCCCUUUUUUUUCUUUUUUUCUUCUUUUUAUUGGGAGGUGAUUCCACCAUCCUGGACAUAGGAGUAUUUGAGACGUAGUUAAAAAAAUGAAAACAUUUUGAGUUAGUUAUAAUUUUGUAGGAAUAAUAAAAAGUCCUAAUAUUACAAGGGGGAAAAUGUGAAAUUCCAAGAAAUAAACAAUUAUUUUGAAGACAUAUUACAUUUUUUAAAAUUAUUUGACAGUAGUCAUAAAUUUGUAAGAAAAAAGUUGCAACAUCAUCAGGAAAAAAAAUCUUGUCGCUGAGAACAAUGAUGACAAGGGAAUAAUUUUACAAGGAAGUUAUUCUUAUGUUUCGGUUAUUCAACUUUCUUUAUUGCAGUGUUAUUUUAAUGAAAUUAUAACUUUGUAAUCUGCAACAUCGAAGUCAUAUUACAAUAAAAAUUAUGGAACAAAGUCCCAGAUUUGCCAGAAAAAAAAGUGAUAUUACAAAAUAAAUCUCAUAAGACAAAAAGUGUUACAAGUGAUGUUACAAGGAAAAAAAUACAUAGAAUAUACAUAGGAAUAGAAAAAAAAACAAUCGAUUGACAUAUUGCUGCACCUUUUUUUUUUCAUUUUGUUGAGCACAACUUAAAAUAUAUGGCUUGAAAACGUCUUUGUGGUUUGUCAUGCACCGUUGUACUUGAGUAAAAGUUGAACGCUUCUAGUGUGUUUAAAUCCAGACCAAAUAUACUGUUCUCUGUUUUCAUUUGCUCCUGUUUGUACUAUCAGUGCAUAUAAUUUAAUAAACUUAAGUCUCUUGAA
Molecule: messenger RNA, 2715 nt
Organism: Hippocampus zosterae (dwarf seahorse)
Lineage: Eukaryota; Metazoa; Chordata; Actinopteri; Syngnathiformes; Syngnathidae
Gene: chkb
Product: choline kinase beta
Exons: 11
Coding region: 139-1551 (470 amino acids)
Biological process (GO): phosphatidylethanolamine biosynthetic process; CDP-choline pathway
Cellular component (GO): cytoplasm
Molecular function (GO): ethanolamine kinase activity; choline kinase activity
Source: RefSeq, a predicted model, not a curated record